CAGGAGCGUCUACGUCAUCAUCAAAGCGCCAGGCUCAGCUCCGCCCACCAGGUCGAUCCACAGACUUUCAGCCGCUGUUCGCUGUCUUCGCUUCUGUCAGGCCCUUUUUAUUGACUACAGCGGAGUUCCACCUCUGGAUCGGACGUUAACGAUAAUGCCCACAAUAAAACUACAGAGCUCUGAUGGGGAAAUCUUCGAGGUGGAUGUUGAGAUAGCCAAGCAGUCUGUCACCAUCAAGACCAUGUUAGAAGAUUUGGGAAUGGAUGAUGAAGGAGACGAUGACCCCGUUCCUCUCCCCAAUGUGAACGCUGCCAUCCUCAAGAAGGUGAUUCAGUGGUGCACCCAUCACAAAGAUGACCCUCCCCCACCCGAGGACGAUGAGAACAAGGAGAAGAGGACAGAUGACAUUCCUGUGUGGGACCAGGAGUUCCUCAAAGUCGACCAGGGCACCUUAUUUGAACUCAUCCUGGCUGCCAACUACUUGGACAUUAAAGGCCUGUUAGAUGUCACUUGCAAGACGGUGGCCAACAUGAUCAAAGGCAAAACCCCUGAGGAGAUCAGGAAGACUUUCAACAUCAAAAAUGAUUUCACAGAGGAGGAGGAAGCUCAGGUACGCAAAGAGAACCAGUGGUGUGAAGAGAAGUAAAGGGAAGAUCCUGCCAACACUACCACACGGAAAAGGAUUGUCUCUGCUAACUGGUUGCACUGGCGUUGUUCAUACUUGUUAAUAUUUACAUUUAGUAUAUUUAAAGCCACAUGACCGCCCCCCCCAACCCUCAUCCUUGUCCCUUUCCUCAAUUUCUGUAUACCAAUAGCAUGGCCAUUUUAACUUGCUUGUGUGGUGUUAUUAAUUUAAGUAAAGAAGCUCUUUCUGUUUCCACACACUCAUGUUGUGAAUUCUCAUUAAAAUAGUUCUGGUAUCAUGGCUUUAUACCCCUAAAGAUUAGAAGACAAUUCCUUUCAUAGUUUCCCUUUUAUCAAUUGCUAUGGUCGUCUUUUUUACUGGACAUGUUUGUUUUUCUUUUAGGUUAAUUGAUUAAAUAAAAUGGCUUUUUUUGACAAUGGAAAUUGAAGAGUGAAUGUUGUUUUUUGCCCUGUGAAAGCAUGUUGACAGAGGAAGGUAAUGGGGGAAGAUCGGUGGAAAGGUUUCAUUUUUUCUUCUUCUUUGCAAAACGUCCCUUGGACUUGAAGUACUCGUGUGUUAGGUGACUCAUUCCUAGUUCAUUUUGUUUUGAAUAGGAAACUUCUCCGAUGAGCUAUGACGCUUUGGAGAUUGGUCAAAGAACUGAAGGAGUAAAUAAAUUGUAAAAAGGC
Messenger RNA from Scophthalmus maximus (turbot), 1314 nucleotides. RefSeq names its product S-phase kinase-associated protein 1 (gene skp1). The transcript has 6 exons. Gene Ontology annotation, biological process: SCF-dependent proteasomal ubiquitin-dependent protein catabolic process. NCBI's taxonomy places the organism in Eukaryota, Metazoa, Chordata, Actinopteri, Pleuronectiformes, Scophthalmidae. Gene Ontology annotation, molecular function: cullin family protein binding. The record is from RefSeq and is a predicted model, not a curated record. Gene Ontology annotation, cellular component: nucleus; cytoplasm. Bases 155 to 646 code for a protein of 163 amino acids.